GCCGUAAUCUCAAAGUUUGUUCCCUUUUGAGAAACAAAGACUGCGCCGUCGGUAUGUAGCCCUUGUACUCUCCUCUUCCGCCUUUUAAUAUUGGCCUCCCACCUCCACAGUCUCGAGUUUCUCCCCCUUCCCCCUUUCUAUUUUGUUUGGCAUGCGAUGGGUUGUUGCUUUUCAGAACCUGUAGAUUUCGAUGGUGAAGUCAAUUUGUACCACUUUGACCUUCAUCGGGCUGUCGGCAAAGGGGCAUUUGGAAAGGUGCGAGUGGUCGAGCACAAGUUGACCAAGAAUCUUUAUGCCCUCAAAUAUAUCGACAAGGCGCAAUGUAUACGGCAAAAGGCUGUUGCUAAUGUUAUACAGGAGAGGAGGUUACUAGAAGAGAUUGAUAAUCCUUUCGUCGUCAAUCUCCGAUAUGCGUUCCAGGAUGAUGAGAAUUGUUUCUUUGUUCUGGACUUGAUGCUAGGAGGGGAUCUUCGCUUUCAUUUGGAGCGAAAGGGACCUUUACCAGAAUUAGCGGUCCGACACUGGACAGCCGAAGUCGCUUCUGCGCUAGGAUAUCUUCACGGACAAAAGAUUAUUCACCGAGACGUGAAACCUGAUAACAUUCUUCUCGACUCGAAAGGGCAUGCCCAUCUUACGGAUUUCAACGUUGCCGUCCAUUACUCUGAACGUCGGAAACACACGAGCGUGGCUGGGAGUAUGGCUUAUAUGGCGCCCGAAAUCCUCGAACGGAAAGGUUAUUCAUGGGAGGUCGAUUGGUGGAGCUUAGGGGUAACUGUGUACGAACUCCUAUUCCACAGACGGCCUUUUGAUGGGCGAAAUGAGGACCAAAUCACUCAAUCUAUUACGAAGCAUUCCCUCAAAUUUCCUGAUCCCCAGUGCAGCGAGGAUGCAAUCAGUGCAAUCAAAGGAUUCCUCCAACGAAAUAAUAGCCUGCGAUUGGGAUGCAGACGGAGUAAAGAAGAGGUCAAAGACAUUCAUCGGCAUCCAUGGUUCAAAGGCAUAGAUUGGAGGAUGUUACAAGACAAAGACCCCAAUCCUCCUUUCUCAAUCGACCUGAAGGCGGCCAAUUUCGACGUUUCCCAUGAGCUGGACGAGUUCCUCAUGGUCGAAAAGCCCCUCACUCAUUCCAAGCGGAAAGCUCACCUUGAUCUCGACAAGCUAGGGCCUGAGCUAAGGAAACUAGAAGAGCAGUUCACUAUCUACGAUUAUACCAAAGGCAGCCGCGUUUCGUAUUACCCACAUAACCAACCAAUAUCCAUAUCAGGAGACAUUGACGCAGAUCGAACGCUGUUGAAUCACUCGCAGGAUAGAUCAACCCUUCAGCCCACCGCAACCAUAGCUGAACGGUCACAAACCUCAUCGACGAUCAAACGCGGUUCUUCUUCCUAGCUGUAGACGCAAGCCCCACCCCCCGCUCGCAGGCAUCUCCAAAACUGCCGACAAUACAUAUCGCCUCAUAUUGAUACAUCCGAUCCUCUUAGUUUACAGUAAUUUCUUGGCUCCAGUUAGCCCUGGCAUAAUCAUAGGGUCAGUGGCCCCAUCAUGUAGCAUUGAAUUUCUUGGUUUUUUGUCCUCUUGCAUUUUGUGGAUCGUUGUUCGCAUUUUUCUUCUCUUCACAGUGUAUACCUCCAUAUCAUCAUUCUCAUCCUCCGCACUCACUCAUUCUGUACCAUUACAUUCCCCUUCUUGGUUUUUCUUGAAGAUGUAUGUUUGUUUUCACGACUUCGAUCAUGAACUUGGUUAUUCCUCAUCGGUCAUCCAACAGAAAUUUCAAUAGUAAGUAAUUUAUUUGGCUUCAUG
This is a messenger RNA of Marasmius oreades (fairy-ring Marasmius), 1800 nucleotides long. RefSeq lists its product as uncharacterized. Gene Ontology annotation, biological process: peptidyl-serine phosphorylation; intracellular signal transduction. The coding region runs from base 157 to 1389 and encodes 410 amino acids. Gene Ontology annotation, molecular function: protein serine/threonine kinase activity; ATP binding. The transcript has 8 exons. NCBI's taxonomy places the organism in Eukaryota, Fungi, Basidiomycota, Agaricomycetes, Agaricales, Marasmiaceae. The record is from RefSeq and is a predicted model, not a curated record.